Molecule: messenger RNA, 2952 nt
Organism: Pungitius pungitius (ninespine stickleback)
Lineage: Eukaryota; Metazoa; Chordata; Actinopteri; Perciformes; Gasterosteidae
Gene: plod3
Product: procollagen-lysine, 2-oxoglutarate 5-dioxygenase 3
Biological process (GO): peptidyl-lysine hydroxylation
Cellular component (GO): endoplasmic reticulum
Molecular function (GO): L-ascorbic acid binding; procollagen-lysine 5-dioxygenase activity; procollagen glucosyltransferase activity
Source: RefSeq, a predicted model, not a curated record
GACAUAUUUGUGUAUCGCGAUAACAGGCGAGAUUUGAAAGCCACUCGGGAUCCAGAGAGGGGCUCUGAUUUAGAGCAUCAGAGGAGGAAUAUCACAGUUAACAAGCUGAACUCAGCCGGUUACGACAGCAGCCAUGUUGUCUUGUCUUCUUCUCGGCCUGCUGGCUCUCUUCUUCUUCCAGAGCUCCGUGUCAGCGGAGCACCGGAGGCUUUCUCCAGAAAAUCUGCUGGUGAUCACCGCGGCAACCGAGGAGACAGACGGCUUCAAGCGCUUCAUGAGGACAGCCAGAGAGUUCAACUACACCGUGAGGGUCCUGGGUCUGGGGGAGCAGUGGAAGGGGGGUGACGUGGCUCGGACGGUGGGCGGCGGUCAGAAGGUCAGAUGGUUGAAGGCGGAGCUACUCAAACACUCUGACAACAAGGACUUGGUCGUCUUGUUCGUGGACAGCUAUGACGUGAUAGAGGAGCUGCUCUCUAAGUUCUCUCGUCUGGCUCACCGGGUGGUCUUCUCAGCCGAGGGCUUCUGCUGGCCUGACCAGAGAUUGGCCUCCAAGUACCCUGAGGUGCAUUCUGGGAAACGCUUCCUCAACUCGGGGGGGUUCAUCGGCUUCGCCACAGAUCUCAGUUCAAUGGUUCAACAAUGGAAGUACAAAGACAACGACGAUGACCAGCUGUUCUACACCAAAAUCUACCUGGACAAGAAGCAAAGGGCCAAAUUCAAUAUGACUCUAGACCAUCGCUCCAGAAUCUUCCAAAAUCUGAAUGGAGCUGUUGAGGAAGUCGUCCUGAAGUUUGAGAGGUCAAAGGUCAGAGCCAGGAACGUGGCCUUUGACUCGCUCCCUGUCAUUGUCCACGGCAACGGCCCCACCAAGCUGCAGCUGAACUACCUGGGUAACUACGUCCCCUCGGCCUGGACCUUCGAGAGCGGCUGUGGGAUCUGUGACGAGGACCUGCUGUUCUUCAACGAGGCUCCUGAUGAGGAGAUGCCGCUGGUCUACAUCGGUGUGUUCAUCGAGCACGCCACACCCUUCAUGGAGGAGUUCUUGGACCGGCUCACGACGGUCAACUACCCGGCGACGAGGCUCCGCCUCUUCGUCCACAACAACGUCGUGUACCACGAGCGCCACAUCCAUGGGUUCUGGGAGCGUCACAGAGCUCGGUUCCCCAACGCCCGGCUGGUGGGCCCAGAGGAGAACCUUCAGGAGAACAAGGCCAGAGCCAUGUUUGUCGACGCGUGUAAGAAGGAUCCAGAGUGUGAUUACUACUUCAGCAUCGACUCUGACGUGGCCCUGACGAACCCUGACACACUGAGGAUACUAAUCGAAGAAAACAAGUCAGUUAUUGCUCCCAUGUUGUCCAAACACGGCAAGCUGUGGAGUAACUUCUGGGGCGCUCUGAGUCCCGAAGGGUUCUACUCCAGAUCCGAAGACUACAUCGAGAUUGUGCAGGCCAAGAGGAUAGGUUUGUGGAACGUGCCGUACAUCACGCAGGCGUACCUGAUCAAAGGCAGCGUGCUGCGGUCCAAGCUGUCUCAGGUAAGCCUGUACGUGGAGGAGGGAAUGGACCCCGACAUGGUCUUCUGCAGGAGCAUCCGAGACCAGGGAGUCUUCAUGUUUGUGUCGAACCGGGACGAGUUUGGUCGUCUGGUGGCAUCAACCAACUUCAACACGUCCCGGCUUCACCCGGACAUGUGGCAGAUCUUUGACAACCCUGUGGACUGGAAGGAGAAGUACAUCAGUGAAAACUACUCUAAGAUCUUUGAGGAUGAUAAAAACUUUGUGGAGCAGCCAUGUCCAGAUGUUUACUGGUUUCCAGCCUUUUCAGAGAAGAUGUGUGAUCAUCUGGUGGAGACCAUGGAAGACAAUGGCCAGUGGUCAGGAGGAUCGCAUAAGGAUGAGCGUCUGGCUGGUGGUUAUGAAAAUGUCCCAACGGUGGAUAUCCACAUGACCCAGAUUGGAUUUGAGAAGGAGUGGUUGAAAUUCCUCAAAGAGUACAUCGCCCCAGUCACUGAAAAACUCUAUCCCGGCUAUUUCCCCAAGGCUCAGGCCAUCAUGAACUUUGUGGUGCGAUACCGUCCUGAUGAGCAGCCAUCUCUGCGGCCGCACCACGACUCCUCCACCUUCACCAUCAACGUGGCCCUGAACAGCAAAGGCGUUGACUACGAGGGUGGAGGCUGCCGUUUCCUGCGCUACGACUGUCAGGUGGAGUCUCCCAGGAAGGGCUGGUCCUUCAUGCACCCCGGGCGCCUGACGCACUACCACGAGGGUCUGCCAACUACCAGGGGGACUCGGUACAUCAUGGUGUCCUUCGUAGACCCUUAACGGCUGGUCCUCUGUCUGUGUGUGUGAGAACAUCAGUCCACCUCAUCAUCACCAUGGCGACUAACAGGACGGAGGAAUAGACGUGAUGUCCGUGAACGCAUCAUGGUGUUGGCCUUUUUUCUGAUUGGACGAUUUACCGUCGGCUCUUCAUCUGGGUCACAUGUAUCAUUUCAACCCGUAACUCCGGCAGGGGUAACGGCCUUUAACGUAGGACCCUGAACGCACCAUCACAGGACAUGUCUGAUUAAAUGUCUUCAUGUUUUAACUUCACACAAGCAAAGUCUGUCGUGUCACCGCCGCCUUAUCAAGCUACUUGAAACUAUGCAAGCAGAGCUGACUCCACUGGAUGAUCUCGUCUCUUUAGCAGGCCAGCCGCCUGGGGGUUACCGUGGCAACCAGCACAGAUCCAAACGUUGGGAUGUGUGGAUGUGAAAAAUCUCUCCAGAAUGAAUGAAUGAAUAUGGUUUCUGAGGGUUGUAAACAGUUGUAAAUGUAUUUGGUGAAACUGUUACUGGGGAAACUAAAGGCCUUUUUAUGUUUUCAUUGUUGUUGCGUAGUUAAGUAUUUCAAGUCGUACAACUGCGUAAUUAUUUGACUGAGCAAAUGAAUUUGAUAUAAUAAAUGAUUUCACC